UCAUUUGGAUAUUUCGAGGGAAGUGCGAGGACGACGUUGUGAAAGUGGACAUCUAUAGUACCUGGGUUAGUGGACAUACCCAGCCAUGUCAUUGCUUACCCUCGAGGCCAAGUUGGAGAGGGUGGACCCCUCAACACAAUGGGGAUUUCGUAUGCAGGGAGGACAGGAUUUUAGUGCCCCUCUAACGAUACAGCGGGUACUUCCUGGAAGUUUGGCAGCCAAAUGUGGAUUACAGCAAGGGGACAUAAUCCUCAAGAUUGGCAACAGUGAAGCCAAUGUAAUGAAACACAAAGAUGCCCAGGGGGCCAUCAUGGGGAGUGGUAACAAGCUGGACUUGCUGCUGCAGAGAGGAGCCGCACCACAUCAGUACCAUUAUGAGAAGUUCUCUGCCCCAGCCGUCCCCAGCAAGGCUGGAGGUCUUAUCCAAUACGGAGAUUCUCCUUCAUCAAACUACAACACUUCUGCCCGUCCCUAUGGAGCACCACCACAGACACCCCCCACCCAGUCCUCGACUUUCCAGUCCCAGCUCAAUAACGUGGCACAACAGACACAGAAUAUAUCCUUGACACCAUCUGCUGCCCCACCGCCAGCACCUCCAGCUGUAGAUCCACACUCUGUGCCUUCAUGGGUCCCUGGGGUUAGUAAACGUCCAGACCUGCCUGUUGAGAUUGCUGCAGAGAGGUUGUCAGAAGUUCUCCAAGAUGCUCCUCAAGACCUUCCACAGAUACAGCCCCUCAUCAGCGAGGUCCCACAGGAUGUGGUUCCACCUGAAUUAGCGCCACCACAGGUGGCACCACCAGAGCUUCCUCCAAGUGAACCAACUCCUCCUCCACCGGAACCUCCCAAGCCACAGGUGGCACCACCUGUGGAGGCACCCAAACCAGCUCCAGCUCCAGCUCCAGCUCCCGCUGCAGCUCCCGCUCCAGCUCCAGCUCCAGCUCCAUCUCCAGCUCCGGCUCCAGCGCCACCUCCAGCACCAGUACCCUGGGCCACAUCUGGCCCAAAGGCCACUGCCCCAGCCCCAAAGGCUUUUGUACCAAAGGUCCAGCCCAAAGCCCCCAGUGGUCCAGGUGUUCCUCGCCCAGGAGAUGCCCCACCAAGACCAACAGGGACGGGAGCUGUAAGGGGUAAGAAGGGAGAUGUUACUGUAUACCAAGAGGGACAGGCCCUUCCAGGAGGAGCAAGGGUUCCCAUCUGUUCUACUUGUGGCAAUACUAUCAGGGGUCCCUUUGUGGUGGCCAUGCACAAGACAUGGUGCCCAGACCACUUUGUGUGUGCCCAGCCUCGUUGCGGUAUGAAGUUGCUUGAUGUUGGCUUUGUGGAAGAGGGUGGUUUCCUCUACUGUGAAAAGGAUUAUGAGACCUACUUUGCCCCGAAGUGUGCUGUCUGUAACCAGUCUAUUGUUGGGGAAUGUGUUAAUGCUCUGCAGAAGACUUACCAUCCAGAUUGCUUUACAUGUCACCAAUGUAAGCAGGCCAUUGGUGGUAACCAAUUCCAUCUUGAAGAUGGAAAUGCCUAUUGUGAACAUGACUGGAAACAAUUAUUUCAAACUAUGUGCAAGGGAUGUGCUUUCCCAAUUGAACCUGGAGAUCGCUGGGUUGAGGCCAUGAGCAGCAACUACCACUCUGAGUGCUUCAACUGCUCUACUUGCCAAGUGUCACUGGAAGGACAACCAUUCUAUGCAAAGGCUGGCAAACCCUACUGUAAAAAGCAUGCGCGAUAGAACAAUAUAAUUCUGUUUAUGUUGAUGACCUACCACCCCUUCUGCACUGCCCAGAUAGGGCACUUGUUUUGGAAAUCUUGUCAUAUCACACCAUGACAAAACCCCCACAGACUUGGGGGAUGGAACCACACACUGUAUUCCUUUCAUAAGCUAUUGACAUUAAAAGAAGCUGUUGGUCAACUUGAAAUCUUCAAACAUGAAUAAAGCAGUGUACUGCUAUGCAAUUGGUGUACUGAUCCAAGGAAAUUCUUCUCCUUGCUAUCAUUAUGUAUAUUAGAACUAGGUUUUAAUUUCAUGCGUGAUACUUUUAUACCUUGCCAAAUGUAUUCUCUCAUAGCACUGUGAACAGCCCUGCUCUCCAGACUCUUAAAGCUUUUUCGUGUGUAAUGAAUGGACAAGGGGACAAAACUCCCAGAUUUAAAAAGUCAUUUGAGACAAAACGUUUAAGAGAUUAAAUAUCUGUUUCCUGUUGGUUAAAGACAUUAACAGUGAUCUUAUCCUUGUGUGGCCCAGAAUGACAGGGUUUAAAUCUUAAUGCUGAUUUUUGUAUAUUUUGUAAACGUAUACAUAUUUUUAAAAUUGCAUAAUAUAUUUUCCUAAUUAAUGCCUUAUUGAUUUUGCCUCGAAAUAUUAUUACUGGUACAUUUUGAUCCCAGUAAUAGCUUUAAUCCAAUGGUAGUCAUAUGUCUUAUUUCAUUGCUAUGGUUACAAUAUGAAUGUUUUUUCUUGGCUGCAACUAAAUUUACUGAUAAGUAGACAACAUACCAGUCUGACUCUCAUGAAAGAAUGCAAUCAGAAAGGCAGAGCACAUGCACCAGAUAAUCAGUUUUGAGGACAGACGGUCAUUCUUGAGAUUCAAUAUUGCCAAAGUUAUCAGCAUUACUUCAUGAGUAAACGUUAUACUGAAAUGUUUACAUGCUUGCUUCCAUAGAAUGGCUCAUCAGUACAAUUAGAUGUACAUGCUGAAUGGAGAGCUUAACAAAAAUGUUUUUAUGAAAUUCUGAAUCAGCGACAUUUUUGCAUUUACCGGUAAAAGAAACAGCAAUAUUAUUUGUUACUUUUGAAAAAUUGAAAAAGAAAGGUUGGCAUGUGUUUGACAUGCGUCUGAAUGUAUAAAAGAAAAGUUCAUGUGGUGUUGAUACAGAACAGAAGUACCUAGUAUUUAUCUAUUAUAGUAAUGUAUGAGUUAAUGAGAGAUGAAUGAUAUAGUAAACCAAUGAAAUAAUAGCCUGAUAUACAGGUCACAAGAGUCUGUGUGUGGAGUUUACAGCCAGUUAAGGCCAUACGUUGUUAAUGACUUUAGCAUUACAAGUCUUUUGAAUUUUAAUGCCUUAUUAGUUUCAUAUUAUUAAGCAUUAACUAUUUUUCACCUAUGGUUUAACAUUUUGAUACUGUUGAUUAUAUAUUUACAAUUAUUGAAGUUGAAUGGUUAGUAUUUUUAAUUAUCGGAAACUGUUCCAUGCCUAAUAAGAUUUGGGAAUAUUAAUCAACAGGUUGAGAAAGCUAGAAUACAACCCAAGGAUUAGGAGUAUACAUCUCCAAACCUUUAUUUUUCACAAUACAAAUAAAACUGGGAAUCAUUUUGAUGAAUAAGCUCGUUAUGAUUUUCCUUUGGAUUUUAUCGUCUUCUGAGAAACGAUGGAAACAUUGACGAAGAUUCCUUUACUGAAAACUUAUAAAUCAAAGGAGGAUUUGCAGUGUGUUAAAUUCUUUAAAUAGGUUUUAGGCAUGAUGUAUCGGCUUAAUUAACCUUAUUGAGAAUGUAAAAUAGACAAAUGAUAUAUUUAUAUAAUGUACAUAUAAACUAUGAUUAUUCACUGCCAGCAUAUGUCCUAGGUACUAACAUGGUAAAUGUUUUUCUGUAGCCCCAUGUAUACCCAUAUGUAUAUCUACAUCACUGGCAAGUGUACCAGAGUGCUGUGUUAUAUACAAACAUUUUAUACAGGGUUUUGGCUGAGUUUACUACCAUAGCAAAUCUUGUUGAAAUGUAUUUUCAAAUCAAUAGAAGAAAUAUUAUUUGCCAAAUCGUGACCUUUUAAAAAUGAUGUGAUUACCUGAUGAAGUGUCAUUAAUACGAGGAAUGUUACAGAAGUCGAAAAACAUUAAAAUUUUCAUUACAAAAAUAAA
Messenger RNA from Ylistrum balloti, 3850 nucleotides. Its product is annotated as PDZ and LIM domain protein Zasp-like. The record is from RefSeq and is a predicted model, not a curated record. The transcript is spliced from 11 exons. Bases 86 to 1723 code for a protein of 545 amino acids. Lineage: Eukaryota; Metazoa; Mollusca; Bivalvia; Pectinida; Pectinidae. Gene Ontology annotation, molecular function: actin binding; muscle alpha-actinin binding. Gene Ontology annotation, cellular component: stress fiber; Z disc; adherens junction. Gene Ontology annotation, biological process: muscle structure development; actin cytoskeleton organization.